CCUCGCACUCUCGGUUCCACACGAUCGAUCGGUUCUUUGCCGCGCUGAUGCACCCAGAGCACGGAGAGGAAGGCCUUUACCCGAUCCUCCUCCUCCCACGAACCCUAACCCUGAUCCUAAUCCUAAUCCUAAUCCUAAUCCAAUUUGCUUCCCAUCUACCAAUACCAGUCUUUUUCCCCUAAUUGCCCUCCGAUUUUGAACGUUAGUUUCACCGAAAAGAUUUGAUCACGAAGAUUCUAAGUUUUGCCCCUGUUAUCAGAAGAAAGGACGAGAAUUGCUUUUGUUUCUUGAAAUUUUCGUUGCCUCUUUUGUUCUGGAAAGGAGUUGCUGCAGAAGAUGCCACUUUGGAGGUGCGGUUUGAUCCCUUGGAUGAACCGGAAGGUCGUCGAUCCUUUUCUCCAAAUAAUCAGAAAGGGUGCAGAGCCAAAACAGUUGGCAUUUUCUGCUGCUCUCGGCAUGUCUCUGGGACUGUUCCCGAUCUGUGGGGUCACUGUAUUUCUUUGUGGGAUGGCGAUUGCAAUACUCAGACAUCAUUGUCAUGCUCCCAGUGUAAUGCUUGCGAAUUUUGUUGCCACUCCAAUUGAGCUGAGUAUGGUGAUUCCAUUCUUGCGCUUGGGUGAACUCAUCACUGGUGGUCGUCAUUUCCCACUAACAUCUGAUGCACUCAGCAAGGUAGUUAGUGGUCAAGCCUCGCAAGGAGUGUUAAUUGCCAUAUUACAUGCGUUGUUAGGCUGGAUUGUCACAGUGCCUUUCAUCCUUGGUACUCUUUACAUGUUCUUGGUGCCAUGUUUCAAGUUUUUGGUAAAGAAGUUCAAUUCACAUCCUUCUAGCCCAAUGAAGCUGGUCCAUCCACAUACUGAGAUCAAGAUUAAGGUGAGGGAUGUUUAGGUUUUACCAACGAAAGAAAUUGGGAUAGAGCAAAGUUUCUAUGAAUAUCUGCCCUACAUGCUUUUCUGAUACCGGAAGGUGGUGCUCCUUUUGUUAUUUUAUCAUCAUGCCGUGCAAAAUGAGAUGGGGAAGCUUGGGCUUGGAUGACAGGCAGACUUUGGUUUCUUUCAGCAAAGCAGUGUGCUAUUUCUGGUCAGAAUAGCUUCAUUCUUCUUCCUUGUGAUAUUUGGAAAAUGUACAACUACUAUGUCUUUUAUUUUUAUUUUUGGCAAGAGAUAAGUUGUGAAUGCUGGAUUUGAAUAGACUUUCGAUGAUCUGAUAAAGUCUAUACCAACUAAGCCGGCUAACACUCUCAUUACUCA
Musa acuminata AAA Group (dessert banana) is the source of this 1250-nucleotide messenger RNA. RefSeq lists its product as uncharacterized. Gene Ontology annotation, cellular component: intracellular membrane-bounded organelle. The transcript has 5 exons. The coding region runs from base 337 to 888 and encodes 183 amino acids. NCBI's taxonomy places the organism in Eukaryota, Viridiplantae, Streptophyta, Magnoliopsida, Zingiberales, Musaceae. The record is from RefSeq and is a predicted model, not a curated record.